CAUAACACAGUCCUCGCACCGGGCACCGUGAACGUUGACCCAGCCAGGACAGUCAACGCCAUGUUUGUAUCUGUUGACGCAGGGGUACCGGUCCAUAUUGAAAACACUCGAAGGAGGAUAAGAAGUCCGGUCGGCUUUGAGAAUGAGUUGGGGGGUUUGUCUGGCUAAUGUGUUACGGACUGUGGCUGCUGACCGCUGGCUACGUCUGGCUGUGCUCUGCACGCUUGAAACCGACCGGCUCAAUGUCCUCGCAGCGGGAUUUCCUGCGAGAUUGCAUGGUAGCUUCUCACAAUUUGCUGAUUACGGAAUACUCAGAGGGCGUGAUGGCUUUCCGCAAUGAACCUCCAAAGCUUCCCUUCGGGCGUGGUCCAGGGAUCGUAUGCAGCUAGAGGCUCAUUUAGGAUUGGCUCUAUGGGUAAAAGUGGCUUGCAUUUACAGGAACGAGCAAAAUGAAAACUGAUAGCAAAGUUGUAAUCGUCCAAAUCUUAGCCGGUUAUCCCGGUGGAGAGUAAUUCUAUCCCCAUUCGGCG
Molecule: messenger RNA, 530 nt
Organism: Colletotrichum navitas
Lineage: Eukaryota; Fungi; Ascomycota; Sordariomycetes; Glomerellales; Glomerellaceae
Exons: 2
Coding region: 168-389 (73 amino acids)
Source: RefSeq, a predicted model, not a curated record